UCGCCCCACACAAUACAUCAAAGACCUGACGAGCAGCAGAAGUACUAGUCAUGGCUGCAGCUAUGCUUAAACGGACGACGAUGUUGAAUUCAAUGAUCAACAGAUUGAGGUCAUAUGCUUCGGUUGCAGUGGGUACGGAUCUGGUAUCCGGCGCCCCCAAUGUCUCUCUCCAGAAAGCUCGCACUUGGGACGAAGGCGUCUCCUCCAAGUUCUCUACUACCCUUCUCAAAGACAUCUUCAAGGACAAAAAAGUUGUUAUCUUCGGACUUCCGGGUGCUUUCACUGGAGUUUGUACAGCCCAACAUGUGCCUAGCUAUAAGAAUAACAUUGACAAGUUUAAGGCCAAAGGAGUUGACACAGUGAUCUGUGUAGCUGUCAACGAUCCAUAUGUAAUGAAUGGGUGGGCAGAGAAGCUUCAAGCAAAAAAUGCUAUUGAGUUCUAUGGUGAUUUUGAUGGGAGUUUCCACAAGAGCUUGGACUUAUCAACUGACCUCUCUGGUGCUUUGCUUGGAACACGCUCUCACAGGUGGUCAGCGUACAUAGUCGAUGGACAGGUCAAGGUUCUCAAUGUCGAAAAAGUUCCAUCUGAGUUCAAAGUUUCUGGUGGGGAAGUUAUAUUGGGACAGAUCUAGAGUGAUUCUCCUUUGCAGUCUGAACUAAAAAUAAUAAUGAGCAUUUCUAGCCCAGCCUUUUGUUCUGAGACGCGCAAAUUCCUUGGUUUCGUGGAUCUAAUUUGCUGAGAAGACUUGGGCUGUGUAAAGGCAGAAGUUGUUUGUAUGUUCUCUGUAAAAGGCUUACAGACAAUCAUCUUUAUGUUCUUAGAUGAUGAUAUCAGGAAUAUUUCCAAGUCUUCACAUUUAGAUUGAUCUUUUCAGUUUUUUUGUGUUGCUGUUGGUAAUGAUUUUGAAAAGUAAUUAUGUCAAGCAUGUAACAUUGUAACUAUCACAUUUGGCAUUAUGGUUCGACUGCUGUUGGUGUAAGCUCAGUUCAUCAGAGAAAGAGAAUGGCAAUUCCAAUUUCUCUAUAGGUAAGCAUAUAAAGUAUGUACUAUAUCGGUAUAGGUAAGGAUUUGCAAAAUACUCUUUUAGCUUUGGUUUUUUGUUAGUUUAUGUUUCAGGAGUAUUUCGGGUUUGACAAACAUCUCAUAUGAGAACCAUCUUUAUUAUAAAUAUAUGUGAAUAAUAUGAACACCCUUUAGUAAUGAGCAUUCAUUUCUA
Cuscuta europaea is the source of this 1217-nucleotide messenger RNA. Lineage: Eukaryota; Viridiplantae; Streptophyta; Magnoliopsida; Solanales; Convolvulaceae. The record is from the annotation of a GenBank genome assembly.